GAUUACCCGCGCGAGGAAGGUGAGAGAGAGAAGGCAGGAGAGGGAAAAGAAGACGCUACUUCUGACUAGUAGAAGUAGGCGACUUUGCGUCUGAAACAUUAGGGAAAAAGAAUACCGCACUGGCUGCUGAAUCAUAGACUAACAUGUCAGCAUAUGAAUGAAACCAGAACUAUGAAAGCGCGUGGGCAUUUGAGCUUUACCUUUCAUAGAGAGACCAAUAGGUGACUGACUGAUUGUAUAGGAUUACAAUAGUCGCACCCAGACUAUUAUAGUUCUUAGGCAGAAAAGGGGGACCGUCCGAAAAUCAUGGAGUAUAGAGUAGAAAUAAAAAUUAGCUAGCGUUAAAAGAUUAAAGAAGACUGCAAAAAAGAAAUUGCCCGGAGCAUCUGGAACCUGUUAAAUAAUGGAUUUUAGCUCUAUUCGCAAAUUGAUCACCAGAUGGUGUGCUGGAGAGGAGAACUGGGUGGACACCAGGACGGUGUACAUCGGAAACAAGGAGCCCCCACCGGGAGCAGAGGCCUACAUUCCCCAGAGGUACCCCGACAACCGUAUCAUCUCCUCCAAGUACACCUUCUGGAAUUUUGUUCCGAAGAAUUUGUUUGAGCAGUUUAGAAGAAUUGCCAAUUUCUACUUCCUCAUCAUAUUUCUUGUCCAGUUGAUAAUUGACACUCCCACCAGUCCCAUCACCAGCGGACUACCUCUCUUCUUUGUCAUCACUGUCACGGCCAUCAAACAGGGCUAUGAGGACUGGCUCAGGCACAAAGCAGACAAUGCUAUUAACCAGUGUCCUGUGCACGAGGUGCAGCAUGGGAAGGUGAUCAGGAAACAGAGUCGUAAGCUGAGGGUGGGUGAUGUGGUGCUGAUCAAGGAAGAUGAGACGUUCCCCUGUGACCUCAUCCUUCUCUCCACCAGUAGGGAGGACGGGACAUGUUUUGUCACCACAGCCAGUCUGGACGGGGAGUCCAGUCACAAGACCUACUAUGCUGUGCAGGACACUAAGGCCUUCAUCACAGAGGAAGAUUUUGAUACUCUACAGGCUUCUAUUGAAUGUGAACAACCACAACCAGACCUCUACAAAUUCGUGGGACGAAUCAAUAUUUAUUCCGACAGAAACGAGCCCAUCGCGAGGCCUUUAGGAUCUGAGAACCUACUUCUCAGAGGGGCGACACUGAAAAACACACAGCACAUAUAUGCUGUUGCCAUCUACACUGGUAUGGAGACCAAGAUGGCGCUCAACUACCAGUCCAAGUCCCAGAAACGCUCUGCAGUGGAGAAGUCAAUGAAUGCGUAUCUGAUAGUGUACCUGUGCAUCCUGAUCAGCAAGGCUCUGAUCAACACAGUGCUGAAGUAUGUGUGGCAGGCUGACCUGGACAAAACCCCCUCUCUGACUCUCCUCCUCUCUGAGCCCUUCUACAACCAGAAGACUGACACAGAGUCGCAACGCCAUAUAUUGAUCCGGGCGUUCACAGACUUCCUGGCCUUCAUGGUGUUGUUUAAUUACAUCAUCCCCGUGUCCAUGUACGUUACCGUGGAGAUGCAGAAGUUCCUGGGGUCCUACUUCAUCAUGUGGGAUGAUGAGAUGUUUGACGAGGAACUGGGAGAGAGGGCUCAGGUUAACACAUCUGACCUCAAUGAAGAACUGGGACAGGUGGAGUACGUGUUUACAGACAAGACAGGCACCCUGACAGAGAACAACAUGGAGUUUAUAGAGUGCUGUGUGGACGGCUAUGUUUACGUCCCUGAUGCCAUCUGUAAUGGACAGGUCAUGCCAGGGUCAACCAGCAUGGACAUGAUCGACUCCUCACCUGGACCAGGGGGCAAGGAGUCUGAGGAGUUGUUCUUCCGGGCGUUGUGUCUGUGCCACACGGUACAGGUGAAGGAGGAGGAGACAGUGGAUGGCAUCAAGAUGGGUAUCCACCAGAACAAGGCCACCUCCUUCUACAUAUCAUCCUCUCCUGACGAGGUGGCACUGGUGGAGGGCAUGAAGAGGCUUGGCUUCACCUAUCUGAGGCUGAAGGACAGUCACAUGGAGAUUCUUAAUAGGGAGGAUGAGGUCGAGAGGUUUGAGCUGCUGGAGGUAUUGACCUUUGACUCUGUGAGAAGGAGAAUGAGUGUUAUCGUCAGGUCCACCACAGGGGAGUGCUACCUGUUCUGUAAAGGGGCCGACUCCUCCAUCUUCCCCAGGGUGAUCUCUGGCAAGGUGGAGCAGGUCAAAGCCAGAGUGGAGCACAACGCUGUGGAGGGCCUACGGACACUGUGCGUGGCGUACAGGAAGUUGAGCGUGGCUCAGUACGAGGAGACGUGUCACCUGCUGAACAGCGCCAAGCUGGCCCUGCAGGACCGAGACAGGAAGCUGGCCGAGGCCUAUGACCUCAUUGAGAAGGACUUCGUACUGCUGGGGGCCACCGCCGUGGAGGACAGGCUCCAGGACAAGGCAGCAGACACCAUCGAGUCUCUCCAGAAGGCUGGGAUGAAGGUGUGGGUGCUGACCGGAGACAAGAUGGAGACGGCGGCGGCUACUUGUUACGCUAGCAAGCUGUUCCGCCGCUCCACACAGAUACUGGAGUUGACCACCAAACGCACCGAGGAACAGAGUCUACAUGACGUUCUGUUUGACCUGAGUAAAACUGUACUCAGACAGCAUGGCAGCAUGACCAGAGACACCUUCUCAGGUCUGUCUGCUGACUGUGUGGACUACGGUCUGAUCAUCGACGGGGCCACCCUGUCUGCGGUGCUGAAGCCCAGUCAGGAGGACUCCAGUCAGGGGAACUACAAGGAGAUCUUCCUGGAGAUCUGUAGGAGCUGCAGCGCUGUGCUCUGCUGCCGCAUGGCUCCCCUCCAGAAAGCACAGAUUGUGAAGCUGAUCAAAUCGUCUCCAGAACACCCCAUCACGCUAGCCAUUGGAGAUGGGGCUAAUGAUGUUAGCAUGAUCCUGGAGGCUCACGUGGGGAUCGGCAUCAUGGGUAAAGAGGGUCGCCAGGCAGCGCGGAACAGCGACUACGCCAUCCCGAAGUUCAAACACCUGAAGAAGAUGCUGCUGGUUCACGGACACUACUACUACAUCCGCAUCUCAGAGCUUGUCCAGUACUUCUUCUACAAAAAUGUCGCCUUCAUCUUCCCUCAGUUCCUCUACCAGUUCUUCUGUGGCUUCUCCCAACAGCCGCUGUAUGACACAGCCUAUCUGACACUGUACAAUAUCAGCUUUACCUCUCUACCCAUCCUGCUCUUCAGCCUCAUCGAGCAGCACAUCAACAUGGACAUCCUCAAGAAAGACCCCUCCCUCUACAGGGACAUAGCUAAGAACUCUCUCCUGCGUUGGCCCAUUUUCAUCUACUGGACCUUCCUGGGGGUGUUCGACGCCGUCGUCUUCUUCUUUGGUUCUUACUUCCUGUUCAACAACAGCACCUUCACCAGCAACGGACAGCUAAUGACAACCAACACACAGAUGAUGUUUGGUAACUGGACGUUUGGGACUCUGGUCUUCACUGUGCUGGUGUUCACAGUCACCUUAAAGCUCGCCCUGGACACACACUACUGGACGUGGAUCAACCACUUUGUCAUCUGGGGCUCGCUGCUUUUCUUCGUCAUCUUCUCUCUGCUUUGGGGAGGCAUCAUUUGGCCCUUCCUGAACUACCAGAGGAUGUACUAUGUGUUUAUUCAGAUGUUGUCCAGCGGUCCGGCCUGGCUCAGCAUAAGCCUGCUCAUCGUCAUCAGUUUGCUGCCUGAUGUGGUCAAGAAGGUCGUCUGCAGGGCCCUGUGGCCCACCACCACAGAACGCAUCCAGAAUGCAGACAAGCUGUAUAACGGCCAGCUAUCGGAGUUCACCCCGCUGGCAUCUCUCCACGCGCCCACGCGCAGGAGGGCCGACCACCAGAACCCCAUUCCCAGAAGGUCUGAACCCUUCACCAAAAAACUUAUGUUCACCCACUGGAGGGGCGGGCCCAACUACUGCACUUUCACCCCACUCCUCCGAUUCGCCGGCAACUCCCGUCACUCUGGGGCUGGCAACGCCCACAAUGGGGCAGGGCCUGAGACCUCGGUGUAGUCUAGAGUGGAGUUUAGUCUGAUUUAGACUGGAAGUCUAGACCAAGAUUUCAGUGUUGAGCAAUUCACCACUGGAACAAUCUGUCCUCUAGACAAUAGAUAUCUAAUCUAGACGCGUACAGUUACCAAUGUCAUUGUGAAAAAGCAAACAAACACCAAAUACACACAGAAGGACGAUCCACAUGAUCCACAGUCCUAUGGCUGUGUUGUGUUAGCACAAGGAGCUGAGUGAACUGAACAGACUUGGCUCCAGGCAAGCAGUGCCUGUGGAUUGGUGGAAAGGGCCUUGGCUCCACCCAUUAAUGUCUACUGUGGGUCCGAACCCUCAGACCCAUCCUGCAGUGUGUGUGUGUGUGUGUGUGUGUGUGUGUGUGUGUGUGUGUGUGUGUCACUCCCCCGUAUCUGUCUGUCAACUGUCUGUCAUUGAUGAUGUAAUUUAAAGUGUUUGUCAUGAAGGAUGUCACUCCCCCGUAUCUCCCUGCCGACUGUCAACUGUCUGUCAGUGAUGAUGUCAUUUAAAGUGUUUGUCAUGAAGGAUGUCACUCCCCCGUAUCUCCCUGCCGACUGUCAACUGUCUGUCAGUGAUGAUGUCAUUUAAAGUGUUUGUCAUGAAGGAUGUCACUCCCCCGUAUCUCCCUGCCGACUGUCAACUGUCUGUCAUUUGAAGUGUCAUAAAGCAGGGAUGCCCAGUAUGAAUGGAAGAUGUUCAGAGGUAUUGCAUGUGCUUUAACUGACCACACUUUCCUGUUUUUCUUUUGUCUUGUCUUUUCCUCUCUUCCUCUCUCUUUCUGUCCUGCUUUCUAUAGAACAAACUGGUGUUGCCUCUGUGCAUAUCUCUUAUCCAGGAACACGCCAUAAGACACUAGAAUUUUCCAGUUCAGUUGUAAGUGGCUAGGCCGUGAUAGUGGUUUAUCUCUACUGGACUAGAGACAGUUCUGUGUGUGUAGUAUCCCGUGUCAUAGACUGUCCUUGUGUCUACUGUGGAGUGAUGUGAUUAUACCUCCAUUCCCCCUUGUAACCGUCCCAUUUCCUGACAUGGAAGCUGAGGCAUCCUGCCUCACGUAGUGCUAAGGACCCACAGUGGGAAACCAGUAUGCAUGGGAAUCCUUUUCCGCCUUAACAUCUACACAGUGUUUCCUUUGAAAUACACAGUAGUCUGGAACCAAAGGCUCAGACAAUACUUUUUCAAUGGCUUGCCUUGCUGGCUAUUGCCUUACACUGAGACUGGGUGGGACAGAGGAAGAGAAAUUCUGCCUUACACCACACCAGGAUUGGUGGACAGUAUUAGAUAGGAGAGAGAACCUACUUUGUUUCUGGGCUUUAACGUUGUCCAUGUAGAUAUCUAACAUCUCUCACACUCAGAUCUGAAGCCUUUAAAGAGCAGUGGAUCUCUGUUACAGAAAUACAACAUGUAGAAUGUAGACAUUAUGCUCAGCUGCUUUGCUCUGUCCCUUGGCAUACAUAAUAUAGAACAUACCCAUAGAAGUCUCACACGAUGCGUGAGAGCCUCAUGAAGGUGUUAUAAGAGUGUUAUAAUUCUAUCACAAGAGUCUGUCAGGGGUCUUAACAUCUCAUCUGCCACUGUGUGCUCUCUCCCUCCCUCAGAUCCUCUCUGAUGCUUUUAUGUUUAAUUUUCUUUCUUCAUGUGUUUUUUUUUUACCUCUACCAUUUCUCCUCUUGUUCCUUUUGAAGUGAUGCUCGUGUGGAUCUGUCCUCUCGAGCCUCACUACAUCUCCUCCUCCUCACUGCCGCCUCCUCUCAUCCUCCACUCCUCCUCUCAUCCAUUCAUCCAUUCACUCCUUCAUCCGGUCAUGCAUCCCUCCAUCCGUCUCCUAAGAACACAGUCUGUGUGGUGGGUGUAAGGAGAGAGAGAACGAGAAAGGGAGAUGGAGGGGGGACUGUACCAAAACCAAGGUUUUUCUAGACACAUUUAGAUUUCUUGUGGUCCUGUGGUGCAUUGUGGGAUCUGUUCAAACCAAGAGGAACAAAAGUAUAUUGAUGUCCCAUAUAUAGAAAGGGAUGUUGUAAUACACAGUAUGUGUGUGUGUGUGUGUGUGUGUGUGUGUGUGUGUGUGUGUGUGUGUGUGUGUGUGUGUGUGUGUGUGUGUGUGUGUGUGUGCAGAUAUCUGUUUCAUUGAAAGCAGCAAUGAUAUUUAAGAUGGUCGUCUGUUAUUAGGUGUUAUUAUGAAUCUUCACUGAAAUGUAAAGACACUAAACAUUAUACCACAGUCAGAACUAUAACACUGGACAUUACACCACAGUCAGAACUAUAACACUGGACAUUACAACACAGUCAGAACUAUAACACUGGACAUUACACCACAGUCAGAACUAUAACACUGGACAUUACACCACAGUCAGAACUAUAACACUGGACAUUACACCACAGUCAGAACUAUAACACUGGACAUUACACCACAGUCAGAACUAUAACACUGGACAUUACACCACAGUCAGAACUAUAACACUGGACAUUACACCACAGUCAGAACUAUAACACUGGACAUUACACCACAGUCAGAACUAUAACACUGGACAUUGCUAUGACAAGGUUUACAAAUAAUGAAUGAAUUAGUGAAUGAUUCAUGAAUGAAUGAUUACAAUGGAUGACUAAAUUAUGAGUGACCGGCUGUAAGGAAGGAAGUGGAUGACUAAAUGAUGAGUGACCGGCUGUAAGGAAGGAAGUGGAUGACUAAAUGAUGAGUGACCGGCUGUAAGGAAGGAAGUGGAUGACUAAAUGAUGAGUGACCAGCUGUAAGGAAGUGGAUGACUAAAUGAUGAGUGACCGGCUGUAAGGAAGUGGAUGACUAAAUGAUGAGUGACCGGCUGUAAGGAAGUGGAUGACUAAAUGAUGAGUGACCGGCUGUAAGGAAGUGGAUGACUAAAUGAUGAGUGACCGGCUGUAAGGAAGGAAGUGGAUGACUCCAAAAAUGGUGAGAACUAGUGUUUUUAUCAGCACUUCUGUGGUCAUCUGUUAAUUAGUUAGAGGAUGAAUGAGACUGGUACUUAGUUGUUUAGGGUGUUUAUAAUGUUGACUGACUUGUUUGCUCUGCCUCUGUCAUAUACCACUGGAUGUAAUGAGCUUCUCUGUGAGUUUAUGAAUCAAACAAGCAUAACUUCUCUUUCUCUGACAGUUCAACACUCUCCAAACUGAAAUAUCUCUCUUAAUUGCUUUGAGGUCUAUUCCAUAAAAGCUUGAAAACUUGAAGCAAACUACGCCAUUAUAAGUUGACUGUAUUGUCUAGAAUUGAUUGUAUUGAUAUUCUUUGUUUGAUAUUCUGUAUAGCAUUUUGUCUCUGUUAGGUUUCCUGUUUGAAAAGGCCUAGAGCUCAACUCAAAUGUCAGUUGGUUUGGAGGAAAAUGUUGGUUUUGUGAGCGACAAACCCUCAGAAAGAUGGAGAAAGAGAGAGUAUGUGCAUUUGCCUGUUUUAGUCCUGUAGGUGUUGCUGGCUAUGCUUCAGAAUAUUGAAUGUAUAUGAAGCCUACUCCUUAAAGCCUGUCAUUAUGACAUAUAUCUGUGUUUUAGGAUCUUAGUAAUAUCAGCAAACAAGGAUGGAUGCUAUUGAACAAAACUCCCACGUGUUCAACUGUGAGCUAGCUUGUUGCUGUUAGAAUUAUGUUGGACAAACCACUGCAGUACAUCAACGUUUCCAUGUUCCAGAACGGAAAUGAUCACCAAAUACUGACACGUAGUAAGAAUGUAGUGUUUUUCAGGCAGCGACCCUGUUCUGAUCAGAAUUCUCUCAUUUAGGUAUUUUUGUACAUCUUUGAAAAAUCCUGUUUUGUUAAUUUUUUUUCUCCAACGGUAAACAGCCUGAGUGAACAAUCUUAAUUUAGCCACCAGCUUUGCAACUGUCACGGGGAAGAGAGACAUCACGCAAAUGAAACAAUAUAGCUUUACAAUUCUGCUUUCUGUCAAUUAAUAUACUAAGAUAUCCAAGUACAAUUGUCUCUUCUGUGUUCCUGCACUGAAAUAAUACAUGUUUCUCGCAUGAAAUAUGGGUUUGUUUUUAAAGAUACUUUGAAUGCCAUUGACUAUGGUUUAAGGUGUGACCAAAUGAAUAACUAUAGUAGAUGUUUAUUGUUCUAAUAUAUAACUUUAUUGACUUAGUGAGGCUUGAACUUUACAGCCAGCCUUUACAGUUUAACAGAAUGUGUAUUUCUCUUCUGCAAUGCAUCGGCACAUAGCGUUAUGACAUCACUCAUAACUUUGACUAUAUUUACAUCUAUGUAUACUUCUGUACACUCUUUAAGGUGUGUAUAUAUAUAUAUAUAUUACUGUAUGUAGUAAAGGUAAUUCAUGUACAGUUUUGGGGUCUUUUUCUAUACAGUUUUUAACAGAUUGAAUUCUGUAGAUACAUGUGGAUUUUUGCCAGCCUUUCUGUAGCUAUCAAUGGCAAACAAAUAAUUGUACAUGUGCUUGUAAUAAAACCAAAAAUAAAA
Messenger RNA from Oncorhynchus nerka (sockeye salmon), 8487 nucleotides. Its product is annotated as phospholipid-transporting ATPase IH-like. Gene Ontology annotation, biological process: phospholipid translocation. Gene Ontology annotation, cellular component: recycling endosome; plasma membrane; endoplasmic reticulum. Gene Ontology annotation, molecular function: ATPase-coupled intramembrane lipid carrier activity; magnesium ion binding; ATP binding. The coding region runs from base 404 to 4045 and encodes 1213 amino acids. NCBI's taxonomy places the organism in Eukaryota, Metazoa, Chordata, Actinopteri, Salmoniformes, Salmonidae. The record is from RefSeq and is a predicted model, not a curated record. The transcript has 31 exons.